This is a messenger RNA of Talaromyces stipitatus ATCC 10500, 1074 nucleotides long. RefSeq names its product kinesin, putative. The coding region runs from base 1 to 1074 and encodes 357 amino acids. The record is from RefSeq and is a predicted model, not a curated record. The transcript has 2 exons. Gene Ontology annotation, molecular function: protein binding. NCBI's taxonomy places the organism in Eukaryota, Fungi, Ascomycota, Eurotiomycetes, Eurotiales, Trichocomaceae.
AUGACUUUUAAGAAAAGCAAACCUCUAAGGAUUGAGCUCUCCUCGUUGCGUAGUCAAAGCAGCGGCGACGGUUUUAACAGGAGCCUCUCUGAAGCCUACCCCGUUCUUCUCAAGCGACCCUCUGGAUCCGUCCUCAAGGAUAUGGUUAGGGAAUGCAUUCCUUUAGCAAUUGCGCAAGCUGGCGCAUAUAUCUCGAAUCGUUCACCUCGGAUGACCGUAUCGUCUUACUUAGAGCUGUUUCAACAAAGUGAGACCAACCAAGAGCAUCUUCUAAAUUAUGACGAAGCUCAUGAUCUUCGACGAGAUCAAAGCGGCCGAUACCCGGUCAUCAUGACAUGGCAGAUCUCAUUUGAUCAGAUCCACCACAUAUACCCGAAAGCCACAGAUCUGCUGGCUUUGAUGAGUAUGUUUGACCGACAGGGAAUUCCAGAAGAGCUGGUUAGCGAAGGGAUAGAUCAAUUACAAUUCGAGGAUACAAUGGCUCUAUUAAUAAGCUUUUCUCUCAUCCAAGUCGAGAUCGGCGGACGGUUGUUUGAAUUGCACCGGCUAGUGCAAUUGUCAGUUCAACAGUGGCUGAAGAAACAAGGCUGGCUUUAUCAGUUGGUCAAACAAAGUUUACGAGUGAUGGAAGCUGUAUUUCCCAGUGGAGAUUAUCAAACGUCGGCAUCUUUCCAUAUGCUCCUUCCACAUUUUAAAGAGAUGAUUUAUUUCACUAAGAAAUUAGAUGACAACGAUCAAUUGAACAUGGCAAGUAUUGCCAGUCGGUGUGGCUGGCAUCUUUAUCUUAUGGGAAAGUAUGAGGAGGCGGAGGCCAUUCAUCGACGAGCAGUUACAAUUCACGAGAAAGUGUUAGGCGCUGAACAUCCUGACACACUGGUCAGUGUCAGUCAUCUAGGCUCAGUGCUUCAAAGUCAAGGACAAUAUGAGGAAGCAGAGGUUAUGCAUCGACGAGCAUUCGCUAGCAGAGAGAAAGUCCUAGGCACUGAACAUCCUGACACACUAGCCAGUAUCAGUCAUCUAAACUCGGUGCUUUACAGGCAGGGAAAAUGUGAAGAAGCGAAAGCCAUGCAUUGA